This is a messenger RNA of Trachymyrmex septentrionalis, 1462 nucleotides long. RefSeq lists its product as uncharacterized. The record is from RefSeq and is a predicted model, not a curated record. Gene Ontology annotation, cellular component: extracellular region. Bases 27 to 1169 code for a protein of 380 amino acids. NCBI's taxonomy places the organism in Eukaryota, Metazoa, Arthropoda, Insecta, Hymenoptera, Formicidae. The transcript has 5 exons.
ACGAGCGUGGAUUGUGGUGUUGUGCGAUGGAGCUGCGCGAGAUGAGCCGCGCGUACGGCACUGCGGAGGAGAUCGCCGAGCUCCUGCCGCAGCACGACAACGCGUCCGAAUACGAGAGCUACUUCAUCGAGUAUGCGAUGCAGAAGGAGAUGAUCAAUCGUAACCGGUGUCCCGCGAGCCGACGGUUGCUCAGCCAGGCCGCACACCUGGACUUCAAUUUUCCCAACAGCAAUCAUUCCAAGGAUUCACCAUGUGCUGGAAUCACCAUGAUCCAUACUUCGAGCGAGAACUGGCCGCCCUCCAGAAAGCGCGAAGAGGCGAAGGCCUUGGAGAAUCUUAGGAAGAGACUAGAACAGAGCAAGUUAUACAAGACGGAUCGAAUUACUGAUCAUAGUCAUUUACCAGGCCUAGCCACCACGUCCUCGAUAAACUACGAGCUAACUCAACAACAAUUGGACAAUCGACCGAAACUUCUGAAAAAGAUACUAAGCAACCGACCGAUGAGUAUCACAUAUGAUAGAAGUGACUUGGAAACUGAUUGGCGCGACAGCGAAUUUAUCACUGAGUGUCUUUGCUGGCACAACGUUUAUCGGCAACGGCAUAACGCACCUCCGUUGACUAUGUCACCGCAGUUGUGCGAGUACGCUCAAUCAUGGGCAAAUCAUUUGGCGCACACGAACACGUUCUAUUAUAAAAAUGAUCGGAACGUAGGUCACAAUCUUUAUUGUCGUCCUGGUGGUGCGGUACCUGGCGAUAUCACGGGACAGGAAGUUGCAUCUUACUGGUAUUCUGCUGUGAAGCAAUACGACUUUCUCAAGGAACCAGAUAUUCUCCACGCCAAUGUAAACGCAGGUCAUUUCACUCAGCUAAUAUGGGCAAGAAGCUGUUACUUCGGGGUCGGUAAGGCAUGCAGCAGAAGCGGCAAAGUGAUCGUGGUAGCGAACUACGAGCCGGUGGGCAACGUGUCCGGUCAGUUUCAGAACAAUGUAUUUCCGCCGUUACCUGAGAAUAUGAACGUGAUGCUAUCACCACCCACUAUUCGGAUGCCGCGGGGACAGUACGAACUACUGAAAUCCACGGCAUCAUCCUUGCCGCCAUCGUUACCGCUUCCGUUGUCAGAUACCGCGUCUACCGCCAGCGAUACUAGAUCCGUUAGCUCCGGCCAAUAAUACCAUGACCGUGCAAAAUGCCUUCUCUGUAUUUGUGCGCGAUGGGCCGGACAUUGAAGAGAUCGAGAGAAAGAUCUUUGCCGCGAAUCAAAGAUUUCGAACACAUGACGAAACACGAUGACCGAUGUCUCUGUUGAUAAGAGCGUUUUAGAAGCUUUUCAUUCAUUUAUUGAUACAUAUCUCUUGUACUCAAUCGUAUUCAGUAAUUUUCCACGGAAAUGUCGGUCAUCAGGUUAUAUCCCUAGGUUUUUUUCAGCUACGCUUGCAAAAACAGUGAUAAUCAAAGUUAUAUC